Hippocampus comes (tiger tail seahorse) is the source of this 429-nucleotide messenger RNA. Its product is annotated as protein C-ets-1-like. NCBI's taxonomy places the organism in Eukaryota, Metazoa, Chordata, Actinopteri, Syngnathiformes, Syngnathidae. The record is from RefSeq and is a predicted model, not a curated record. Bases 11 to 409 code for a protein of 132 amino acids. Gene Ontology annotation, molecular function: sequence-specific DNA binding. The transcript is spliced from 3 exons.
UGUGACAGAGAUGGACCCCCUGGAGGUCCCCCCUCUCACCCCGACCAGCAAGGAGGUUCUGUGCCAGGCUCUGAGAGCCAGUUUUGCCGGUUUCACCCAGGAGAGGCUCACUCACCGUUUCCCCCAAGAUCCGACUCGAUGGUCCGAAUGGGAGGUGAACCACUGGCUGGGCUGGUGCCGGGCCGAGUUCGGGCUGCGCUUGUCGGGUUCGGACCUGAAGGGCCUGCGGGGUCGCGAGCUGUGCCGCCUGGACCGCGAGGCUUUCCUGGGCCUCGUGUCCGACUGCACCGCCGGGGAGAUCCUGUGGGAGCACCUGGAGAUCAUGAGACGGGAUCACGCCGCGCUGACCGUGUGCGCCGGGUACGCUCCCUGCCAGCCUCCAAACAAUGAAGGUAUGCUCCGCGGAUAAACGCUCUCGUGUUUUGCGUG